Messenger RNA from Marmota flaviventris (yellow-bellied marmot), 1604 nucleotides. It is a transcript of the gene Tmod4, whose product is annotated as tropomodulin 4. Gene Ontology annotation, cellular component: striated muscle thin filament; myofibril; cytoskeleton. Gene Ontology annotation, molecular function: tropomyosin binding. The record is from RefSeq and is a predicted model, not a curated record. NCBI's taxonomy places the organism in Eukaryota, Metazoa, Chordata, Mammalia, Rodentia, Sciuridae. Gene Ontology annotation, biological process: actin filament organization; pointed-end actin filament capping; muscle contraction.
CCCACCUUAGCCAGUUUAGUAAAACAGACUGAGUAAUAGUAAGGAGAGGACAAAUUUCCCCGAAGCCCUCUGUGCACCCCACCCCCAUACACACACCUUUCAGUGGGGACUGGGCAUGACUCCAGCUGUGCUGGCAGAGCUCCCAGCAGCUGUGCUAGGCAACAGGCCUGAUGGGUGAGGGUAUGGGGUGCGUGUUGCCAGGAUUUCCCUGUCACACGGUGAGAGGACAGACCCAGUUUGGAUCCUGGGAUCCCCAUCCAAAUUGGAUAGAAGCUGAAGAAGGAGACACCAAUUCUAACUCUAAACAGACUCACCUCCCCUACCCUGCUAGAUUUCUCCCCUCCAGUGUUCUACCCCCCGCUUGUCUCUUGAUGUCCAUACUGUGUCCAUGUCCGUCUUUCCAUGUCCAACUACUUUUUCCAUGUCCCCCCAGGCUCUCAGUGCCACACAGUGGGGAAGGGGUGGGGGUCACCAUGUCAUCGUAUCAGAAGGAACUGGAGAAAUACAGAGAUAUAGAUGAAGAUGAGAUCCUCAGGACCUUGAGCCCCGAGGAGCUAGAGCAGCUGGACUGCGAGCUGCAGGAGAUGGACCCUGAGAACAUGCUCCUGCCAGCUGGAUUAAGACAACGUGACCAGACAAAGAAGAGCCCAACAGGGCCACUGGAUCGAGAGGCCCUUUUGCAGUACCUGGAACAACAGGCACUAGAAGUCAAAGAGCGGGAUGACUUGGUACCCUUCACAGGAGAGAAGAAGGGGAAACCCUAUAUUCAGCCUAAGAGAGAAAUCCCAGCACAGGAACAGAUCACCCUAGAGCCCGAGCUGGAAGAGGCCCUGGCCCAUGCCACAGAUGCCGAGAUGUGUGAUAUAGCAGCAAUUCUGGGCAUGUACACACUGAUGAGCAACAAGCAAUAUUAUGAUGCCAUCUGCAGUGGAGAAAUCUGCAACACUGAAGGCAUUAGCAGUGUGGUACAGCCUGACAAGUAUAAGCCAGUGCCAGAUGAGCCCCCAAACCCCACAAACAUCGAGGAGAUGCUAAAGAGGGUUCGAAGCAAUGACAAGGAACUGGAGGAGGUGAACCUCAAUAAUAUACAGGACAUCCCAAUAACCAUGCUAAGUGAGCUGUGUGAGGCGAUGAAGACAAACACCUAUGUCCGGAGCUUCAGUCUGGUGGCCACAAGGAGUGGUGAUCCCAUUGCCAAUGCGGUGGCUGACAUGUUGCGCGAGAACCGUAGUCUCCAGAGCCUGAACAUUGAAUCCAACUUCAUUAGCAGCACAGGACUCAUGGCUGUGCUGAAGGCUGUUCGGGAAAAUGCCACACUCACUGAGCUCCGUGUGGACAACCAGCGCCAGUGGCCUGGUGAUGCAGUGGAGAUGGAAAUGGCCACCGUGCUAGAGCAGUGUCCCUCUAUCGUUCGCUUUGGCUACCACUUUACACAACAGGGGCCACGAGCUCGGGCUGCCCAAGCCAUGACUCGGAACAAUGAACUACGUCGCCAGCAAAAGAAGAGAUAAGACCACCCUUCCCUUGACCAACUAGACCUGGGAACCCUGGACACGUAAAUUCUCAUUUCCCCUCUUCCUGUAAAUAAAAGCCCUUUUGUCCAU